Seminavis robusta is the source of this 903-nucleotide messenger RNA. Lineage: Eukaryota; Bacillariophyta; Bacillariophyceae; Naviculales; Naviculaceae. The record is from the annotation of a GenBank genome assembly.
AUGGCCAAUGCUGAAAGCGGCUCGGAGGUGACUGUCAUGGUCAAUGGAAUGCCAGGACCCAUGGCCAUUGCUGCAGCAGAAGCCUGCCUUCGCAAGGGGCUCAAAUUGUCACCAGUCGCCAUGACACGGCCAGAAAUAGAUCCCUGCAUUCUCACCAUCAGUGAUGCUGUUAGUGGCAAAUCUUCCAAUGUCCAAUUGAUCCCUUCCACAGAAACUGACGAGCUUGAGGCUGCCAUUGCUGGCGCCAGAGAAGGCGCUGGAGGGGAAAAGAACUUGCUGGCCAUUGAUUACACUCAUCCAUCCGCAGUGAAUGCAAAUGCCCUUUUUUACAUUGGCAAUCAAACUCCAUUUGUUAUGGGAACCACUGGAGGGGAUCGCGAAAAGUUGAUGGCAGAUGUGACAGCUGCAAAACAUUUUGCAGUAAUUGCUCCCAAUAUGGGCAAGCAAAUUGUUGCCAUGCAGGCAGCAUUGGAAGAUUUGGCAUCUACAUACCCUUCAGCCUUUGCAGGAUACUCCCUCCAAGUAACGGAAUCCCAUCAGAAAACUAAGGUGGAUACCUCUGGGACUGCCAAAGCAGUGAUUGACUCUCUCAAAACACUCAGUGAUGAUGGGUUUUCCUACGAUGAUAUCAACAUGAUCAGGGGAGACCAAGAAGCAGUGGAGUUUGGUGUACCUGAAGAGGGGUUACACGGUCAUGCCUUUCACACUUACACCCUCACUAGUUCAGAUGGUUCGGUGCAAUUUCAACUGCAACACAAUGUUGUUGGGAGAACAUCUUAUGCAGAAGGCACAGCUGAUGCUGUGAAGUUCUUGUCCAAGAAACUGCAAACUGAACAGGAAGGAAGAGUAUACUCAAUGAUCAAUGUGUUGGAAGCAGGCGCACUGGAUGGAUUUCUUGACUAG